AUGCAUCAAUGCCCAGUUGCAACAAAUUUAAAAUUAUAUUUGAUUGCAAGUGGUGUACUCGAAAUUAUAUGGCCUGUUCUUUUUGCUACUAUACCUUUUUGUGAUGCAAAUGCAUUCGAUAGUGUAACAAAAACUUAUCAGAAAUGGAAAAGUGAAAAUGGAGGUCCAUGGCGAAAGGAUGGUAUUAAAGAGGAGACAUCAUAUGGAAUUGGUGUUUGGACUAUUAUUGCUGCGUGUGUAUGUCUUUUUGCAGAUUUUAUUCUUUGGUGUUGUGGAAAUGCAUGGAUAUUAACUAAAUACAAAUACGUUGAAUAUCAUGAUUCUUUUUCUUUGAGUUAUUGUUAUGCCUCAUUAUUUAAAGCUGCUUUUGGUAUUAUGAUUGUCACUGAUAUUUGGUGUGUCUUUGUAUGUCUAGCAUUAAUUCUUUAUUGGAUGUUUAAGUAA
Molecule: messenger RNA, 444 nt
Organism: Adineta steineri
Lineage: Eukaryota; Metazoa; Rotifera; Eurotatoria; Adinetida; Adinetidae
Source: the annotation of a GenBank genome assembly